AUGCCUAUCCAGGAGGAUUUCUGGCCCAGUCUAAAGGCCUUCGCCGAGAACAACGGGGUCGCCAGUCUGGAAACUCUCGGCCUAGAGUGUGUCGUUUGCAAUGAGCCCUUUCAGUACCGGCGUCGAGACGACGAUGAUGCCGGAAGUCCACGCCGUCCACGCGUCCUCCCUUGCGGCCACAUUCUGUGCGGUAGAUGUCUACUCGCAUAUUAUGAAACAGGCGAAUCUCGAUGCCCUACAUGUCGCACGGAACUCAUUCACGAAUGCGGCCACGCUCACACUGGUAUGCCCAUGCCCUUAACUAGGUUGGAUAGGCUGCCUCCCAUCCUGUCACAAGGUGGAGGUAUGCCAAAAGGAUGCAGCCCCUGUGGCAUCGUGGGUCUGCUGAAACUCUUCGACCAGGAAUUGAGCAAUAGCCCAGAUAUUGCAGAGGAGCUCAAGGGAGAGUACCUAGGUAUCAGCAUCAAGCUCUCGAACUCUGAUGAAUACUGCUCGCGGGAUGUAACUGGACCUGUUCUCGAAAUCGAACCUCCUGCCGCCAUCAAGCAGUUGAUCAAUGACAUUGUCGACUCCGCGAUCGAAUCGCAGCGAGAGAACGAGGUUUGGUUGGAAGCGGAUUUCAGCUCAAUGAAGAUUCGGGUGCUUCACUUCAAGCCUGAGCUUCUAUCAGAGGUGAAAGAGUCUCCUGCAGAGCAAGAGACUGUCUCCCAAGAUGACAAUUGA
Messenger RNA from Fusarium oxysporum Fo47, 723 nucleotides. RefSeq lists its product as uncharacterized. The coding region runs from base 1 to 723 and encodes 240 amino acids. NCBI's taxonomy places the organism in Eukaryota, Fungi, Ascomycota, Sordariomycetes, Hypocreales, Nectriaceae. The record is from RefSeq and is a predicted model, not a curated record. The transcript has a single exon.